Epithele typhae is the source of this 6546-nucleotide messenger RNA. RefSeq lists its product as uncharacterized. Gene Ontology annotation, biological process: regulatory ncRNA-mediated heterochromatin formation. Lineage: Eukaryota; Fungi; Basidiomycota; Agaricomycetes; Polyporales; Epitheliaceae. Gene Ontology annotation, molecular function: metal ion binding; helicase activity. The record is from RefSeq and is a predicted model, not a curated record. Gene Ontology annotation, cellular component: nuclear RNA-directed RNA polymerase complex. The coding region runs from base 1 to 6546 and encodes 2181 amino acids. The transcript is spliced from 21 exons.
AUGUUCCAAAGACAGCCGGGGCCUUGCAGACUCAUCAACACACCCAAAGGGUGCUACUUUGGCAAGAAGUGCAAGUUCUCUCACGACGUCGAGGCCUCUGGAGGAAGAAGCCAAACGUCAAGUGCUCCUUCCGCUUCCCGCACGGCCGGCCCUCCCGCCGACCACGUUCCUCGACCGUCUCCUCGACAGCCUCCUCGUCGUCCCACCAACGUGCCGUCCGGUGUGUGUGACUUCUUCUGGGGGAGCGGAGCGUGUGCGAGGGGGUUCGAGUGUCGCUUCAAGCACGUUAGAGGGGAGGGGGAGGCGGUCGCCAGCGUUCCAGACGAGGAGAACGGUGCUGCGGUAGAUGCUGCCGACGACACCCCGCUCGAUAUCUUCUCACCGGAAGGCCUUGCCGCCGGCGCCGGGGGCGUGCAGCAAAAGCACCAGCUCGACCCGAGCGAGGUCCACAACUACCUCCAGGAGUUCCUUCGCGAUGGCUUUGCCUUCACCUCUCCCAAGAGGGUGCAGGCGUUCGUCCGUAUCCUGGCCAGCGUCAACGACGGCAACAAGGCAUGGAACACGGACAGCGCGCAAGAACUAUCGCGUGUACUAGUCAAAGGAAAUGGACUGCGCCGGAUCGAGGAUGUGCUUCGCUUCAGCCCCGUCACAACGAGUGUGGGCACUCCGGCAUCUGCAGCGCUCUCUUUCCAGAGGGGAUACUUCCCACUCGUCCAGUUUCUUGCUUCCGACCUGGUGUUGAAGUCGACCCUGCAUCAAAACGUGAAUGCACUGUACUCAGCUGUGCUCAACAACCACGAUGCCGUCUUUGCCACCCUCCAGCGCUGCAUCUCGGAAAUGAUGACCGUGAAGUCGUGGAAGGAUCACACGACUACAUCCCAGCAGAGCCAUCUCAACGGCCUUACGAUGUUCAGAGCCCUCUCCACCGUGCUCCUCCAGUACUUCCAGCGCUUCAGAAACAGUAUCCGUGAACACGACAACAUUCCCUCAUUUGUUCAAGACCUCGCGUCCCAUUUUAACAACUGGGCGGACGACGUCUGCUCGAACAGCCCGCGGUUCGAGGACUCCAUCACCGCGGUCCCGGCGCAGACCAGGAACCUCGUGAUCACCCACGUCCGGGACGAAAUCGCCCGUCUCGGAGCCAUCGUGGAGCGCGAGUCCGGGGUCGUGAUGAAGCUCCAACUCGUGCUGCCCCAGUCCGCUCUCACUUCCGCACAGAAGAGACAGGCGUGGAUCGCGCAGCUCGCGUUCGUGUACGACCCCCCGGGCGCCCUGCGCGCGAGCGGCCCGCGGCACGACAACGACCACGAGCUCAUCCGGGACAUCGCGAUCGCGCCGACGCACGACGAGAUCUUCGCCGCCGACGCGCCGUACCUGCCCGUCUUCAGCCCGGACGCGGAGCACCACCUCCCCGCGGACUCGAUGGACCGCCACCUCGACAUCCAGUUCCGGCUCCUGCGCGAAGAGCUCAUCUCGACCACGCGCACCUCGCUCACCGUCCUGCACGACGACCUCGUCCGCGCGCGGUCUCCCUCCCGAAAACCGGGCGACGCGCCGACCCAGCUCGAGAAGCUCCUGGCGGUCGGAGGCGGCGCUUACCGCACGACCGGGCCCGACUCCGCCUACUUCCAGCUCUACACCGGCGCCGAGCUCCUCCCGCAGCCGCCGUCCGCGACGCGGCGCGGACUCGCCGUUGCCCUCAGGCUCGACGCGCCCCCCGCCAGCACGGCACGCGACGCCAACGCCGACAAGCGCGCGGAGUUCUGGGCGCGCGGGAAGCGCCUGCAGAACGCGGGCCUCGUCGCGCUCGUCGUCGUCGCCGACGGGGCCGCGCGCGCGCACCUGGGCACGGUGACGUCGUCCGCGCGGGACCUCGCGGACUCGGCGCGCGGGAAGGACGACUGGGUCGCGGUCAGCGUCGCGUUCUUCGACGCGGAGGUCGAGCUCAUGGCGCUCCGCGGGGAGCGGCUGUCGGGCCCGCGGGGGAGCGGGCGGUUCGCAGUGCUGGUCGACGGCGGGGUGCUGUUCGACGCGGUGCGGCCGUUCCUGCGUAAGCUGCAGACGGUCGAGCCGACGGCGAUCCCGUUCGCGCGGUACAUCGCGAGGGGCCCGUCGCUGGCGGGGGUCGAGGUGCAGCCGCCGCUGUACGCGCGCCAGCCGCUGUUCAAGUUCCGGCUGCAGUGUCUGGCGAGGGAGGGGAUGACGAUCGCGGACUUGGACGUCGGGAUCCCGAAGUCUGUCGAGCGCGCGCGCGAUCAGCUGAGGCGGCUGAGCGUGUUGGACCCCAGCCAAGCGGAGGCGGUCGUUGAUACGUUCGUGAGAGAGAUAUCGCUCAUACAAGGUCCUCCGGGAACUGGGAAGAGUUAUACGGCGAAAGAGAUCAUUCGCGUGUUCAUCUCGAGCGAGGUCCGGCCUAUAGUCCUGAUCGCCUUCACAAACCACGCACUCGAUCAUAUGGUGGAGUCUGUCCUCGACGGCGGCAUCACGGACAAGAUCGUGCGGCUCGGCAAUCGCUCCGACAACGAGAAGGUCGCGCAGUUCUCUCUAGACAAGAUAGAGAGAAGUGGGAGGGCGGAACGCGGGACAUCGGCGUUCGACCGGUCGAUCGGCGGCCAGUUCCGCAUCAUGAAAGAGUUGGAAGAAGAGAUGACGAGGACGAUGAUGAAUAUCCGGCUCCCGCGCGUCAACUGGCACAGGAUGGAAGAGUACCUGGACGAGCACCACCGCGCGCAUGCGGACUCGAUACGUACUCCGCCGACCUGGAUCGCACGCUUUCAUGAGAUGAAGAAGUCCGAGGAAGAAGUCGCGGGAGAGUUCCACGACGUGCAACGCAAGAAGGCGAAGAGGGCCGCGUUCGUCGACGCGGCGUUGCAUCGCACGAUGUACGGCCUGUGGAGGAAGGGCGAGGACAUUGCGUUCCUCUCUCAGCCGAAGCCCAAGAAGUCCAAGAAAGGUAAAAAGACGGCAACGGAUGGCAACAAGGGGAACCCGACAGCUGCUAACGAGAUCGCCGACGAGGCCCGUCUCUACUUGACCGAUCCAGACUCGUUUUUUCGGUUUAUCGGGGAACGCCAGCCGACUGUACCCCGCAAAAACCGGUGCGUAGAGGUGUUGAAGGCGACCUGCGACAUGUGGUCGAUGUCGCAGGCCGAGCGCACGAUGCUUGCGGAGGCAUUGGAAGACGAUGUUCGCAAAGAGGCGUAUCGUACGGAGGGGAUCCAGUACGCGAAGCUAAAGAAAGAGUAUGAGGAGGCGUGCGAAGAGUAUGACCAGAUGCGCGAGGAGAUACGGCGUCGCAUACUCAGUGACUCCGACCUGAUUGCUUGCACUACCACAGGAACAUAUACCACCUCAUCAUCUAACGCUACACUGCAGAGCGUCCGGCCGAGAGUGCUGAUGGUGGAAGAGGCUGGUCAGGUGCUAGAAGCUCAUAUUCUUGCGUCACUCGUUCCGUCAGUUCACCACCUCAUCUGCAUUGGCGAUCCGCAACAGCUUCGUCCCACUCUCGCCAACUACACGCUUUCGAUGGACAGUAACAUCGGAAAAGAGCUGUAUAGGCUCGACAAGUCACUCAUGGAGCGACUUCACGACAAUCAAUACCCCAUGUCCCAAAUCAACGUUCAGCGCCGGAUGCGCCCAGAGGUCUCGCAUUUCAUCAGAACGAUCUUGUAUCCUAAACUGGAAGACAACGCGCUCGUCCUCGAGUAUCCGCACGUUCGAGGGAUGCAGAAAGACGUGUUCUUCCUUGACCACCAGCACAAAGAGAAUGGGACUGAAGACUCGGUGUCCAAGCACAACAUGUACGAGGUGAAGAUGAUCAAGGAUCUCGUGCUUUACUUCCUCAAUCAAGGAACAUACAGCCAGGAAGGAGAUAUCGCCGUCCUGUGCGCGUAUCUUGGUCAGCUACAGAAGUUUCGUGCCGCGCUGUCCGGUCUGAAGGUCAAGGUCAUCCUGGAUGAACGCGACGAACAGCAGCUGGCAAAGCAAGAGCUCGACGAACAGCCCAGCGUCGAAGAAGUCUCCGUUACCCAGCAGCUACGUUCUGGUACCGUCGACAUCUUCCAGGGACGUGAAGCCAAGAUCGUCAUCGUGUCUCUGGUACGGAACUCAGGGCAAGCAGAACCCAGCAACAGAUCGUCGAUAGGGUUCCUGAAAAGCGUAAACCGCAUCAACGUAGCUCUCUCCCGCGCGAAACACGGCUUGUAUGUUCUCGGCAACACCGCGGACUUGCGACAAAAUGAUACAUGGGCCACCAUCCUGACCGAGAUGGAAGCGCACGAUCAGAUCGGCAGCGCAUUCCCCACCAUCUGUCCCCGCCACCCCGAACAGGUGAAUCUCAUCUCUCAGCCGGGGGUGCUGACUCGAGUCGCGCCUGCCGGAGGCUGUCUGCGCAAAUGCAAUCUUCCAAUGCCGUGCGGUCAUACUUGCACAGCCGUGUGUCACGCAGUUCUCGACGACCAUCGCUCGGCGUCGUGUCCCGCCCCUUGUACCCGCACACCUUGCGCACGCGCCCAUCCUUGUCCUAAGCGCUGUUCGGAUGACUGUGGUGACUGCGUCUUUCCCGUGUACAAGGUCUCGCUCCCGUGUGGGCAUACGGCCCCUGUCCUCGAAUGUCAUGUCGUGGAUAACAUCGCCGAGUACAACAGUUGUAGUGUUCGGGUCCGCAAGCAGGUCCCCGACUGUCAGCAUUGGGCGGUCAUGCCCUGUCACCAGGAUCCUUCGACUCACAUGUGCAAGGAACGCUGCAACGCAACGCUACCGUGCUGCAAGAAGCAGUGCGAAGCGAAGUGUCAUGAAUGCAAGAACCUACCUCCCGUGGAGGAGCCGGAAUCGAGCGCGACACCGACGGCGGUGCAUAUGCCACACAAUUGUGGGCGCAAGCUCUACUGCCAACAUCCAUACCACAGCACGGACGUGACAUGUCAGCGUCACUGGUGUCGUCGUCAGUGCCUCCAUCAGCCGUGUACGAAGCCCUGCUCUGUUCCGUGCGAGCCCUGCAUGGAGCCCUGCGCGUGGGUAUGCGAACACGUGGCUUGUCCUCUUCCGUGCAGCGCAGUCUGUAUCCGUCUUCCUUGCGACGAGCCAUGUCAAGAAACCUUGUCGUGUGGACACCCUUGUCCAUCUGUUUGUGGUGAACCAUGCGCGGUCCAGACAUGCGCACGGUGUCUCCUUGAGAAUGCUGAACGAAAAAAGCGCCUCGACUACGUCAACUUGCUCACUCUCGCGCAGAUUAAUCUCCAUUCCACCAACAUCGAGGAGCGCCUCAUCACCCUGACUUGUGGUCACAUAUUCACCGUAGAGACUCUGGACAGUCUAUGCAACAUGCGCCUUUUCUACGAAAUCGACCCGGCCACAGGCCAGUAUCUCUCCUUCAAGGCGCCUCCGCCUGCCUACCAGGCCAUGCCGUUGUGUCCUCGAUGCCAAGGCCCCGUCACCGCGCUCCGCUACGGCCGGGUCACCAAACGCGCCACGAUGGACAUCAUGGAGCAGAACGUCGCGCACACCAUGUCCAAGCACGUCGACGCCUGCGCCGCCGCGGUCCAGAACCUGAUCGCGAACACUCUCCCGAAGCUCAAAUCCAAAGUAGCGUCCCUCAAAACCGACUCUCUAUCCACCGCGGCUCCACCGGCAGCAGCAGACGCGGCGCCCAUCGAGCAAGCCGAGAUGCUCCCCACGCACGUCCUCCGCACCGGCAGCUUCCCAGGAGCAUCGGAGGGCCUCGCGGACCACGACGCGCGCGCGUGGGCCACGCUCGUCGGCCCCGCGCUCGCCGUCUACGACCGCGCGCUCGCGCUCUCGGCGACGCCCAGCGCGCACGCCACUGCGCACGCCGCCGCGCGGCAGACGCUCGCGGAGCUCGCGCGCCAGAUGCUCACGACCAAGCCCACCGCCAACACCGACGCGCUCGAGGCGGACGCGCUCGCGGCGCUGGCGCAGCCGCCGCCGCACGCGGGCACGCGGUUCCGGAUCGAGGCGUGCGUCCUCGCGCUGCAGGUGCGCGCGGGGCUCGCCGAGGUCGCGAAGGCGCGCGCGAAGGGCCUGGGCGGGGAGCGGCGGGAACGGUGGGAGGGGUUUGUCGGUCUGCUGUACCGGACGUGCGCGGUGGACGCGGAGAAGGUGCGCGAGGUCGCGGAGGAGGCGAAGGCGGCGCGCCAGGCGGCGCGGGCGGCGGUCUUGAACGUCGGCUUCACGUUCGAGCGCGUGCGGUGGGAGGACGUGUGCGAGCGGGCGGGGCUGGAGCGGUCGAGGGCGCUCGACCGGGUGAAGAAGAUGGAGAUGAGGAGGAAGAUCCAAAGGACGAGAGAUCUCAUUUCGCAGGUUGGAGAGCACAUCGAGAGGCGGUAUCUCGAUCACCGUGGGCUUGGAGAGCGCGAUGCGGAUGCUGCGGAGGCGCGGUGGUUGGACGAGCAAGUGUGGAAGAAGAUCAAUGUUUGGAAGAGCGACUGCGACAACUUCGAUGCGGCCUUGGCCGAAAACAGGAAGUACGACCCGGGCUCUAGCAUGCACGUGGGAGACGUUAUGCGCCUCCUCAGUUUCAGUGAGUAA